Molecule: messenger RNA, 950 nt
Organism: Symbiodinium sp. CCMP2456
Lineage: Eukaryota; Dinophyceae; Suessiales; Symbiodiniaceae
Source: the annotation of a GenBank genome assembly
GUCUCUCUGCGUGCUACAACCUGGCUUCCUCGCUUCUGGCGUGCAGCCCGAUCUUCUCUGCUUUCCAAUCGAAGCUUAUGGCGCACUUCUUCGAGACCACGCUGAACUAUGGCGGUGCUCAGUACAUUCCAACAGGACGGGGCUUGGCGACCCAGAGGGAGCCCUUUGUGAAGAACUUCCGAUGCUUCGCGCCUACUCACCUUUACGACGCCAUGGAGGUGAUUGUGCUGCUGGUCUUCAGCGCCGGUGUGGAUUAUGGUGCUGGCUUCUACCUAUGCACGUCUUUCUCUUCCGCAGCCUGGGUGGUGUCCCCGUUGCUCUUCAAUCCAAGGCAGUUCGAGUCCAAAAGCCAAGCGCUGCGGGACAUCUCCGAAUGGAUGCUUUGGAUGACGAACUCUGAGCCCAAGGAAGAGGCUUCUUGGUGCGCUUGGCAGAUCAGCUUGCAAGAGGAAGCAUGGUGGGAUUUGAUCAACCCGGACUCGAAAUUCGAUGAGCUGAUAGAGCGGCUGGCUCCGGGAGCUUUCGACAGAGCCCUGGGCUUGCAGAACGGCUUGUGUGUCGACUUUUGUCAAUGUGAUUACCAGUCAUGGGAGAAGAUAGUCGCGAAGGGGCAGGCCAUGUCGAUCAAGGAGAGACGUAAAGCCAAGAUCCGGCUUAAGAGCCUUGAGGGCACCGCGAACAUCUACCGGUACGAUGUACUGGAGCCUGCCUUUGUUCAUCGCAUCCACAAAGGAUGCUUAUACAUCAUGAUGCCGAUGAAAGAGCCCACAGCACAUGCAGAGGUGUUCGAGCAGAUUGCUGAGCUAACGGACUCCUGCAGCCCCUUCUUGGCGGAGGAGGUGGUCACUCUCGACACACCUGAAACUGCACUUGCGGAGGCCUAUGGUAGAACCAUGGCUCAGGAGAUCGCUGCUGCAGGAACUCCGGGGACUCCCGGCUAUAUGGCAGAG